GAAAUCCAGUAGAGGCGACUUCGUCUUUUCUGCUGAUCGGCUGAUCAGGCUGGUGGUUGAAGAGGGACUGAACCAACUGCCAUACACAGAAUGCACCGUGACCACUCCAACAGGACACAAGUAUGAAGGAGUCAGAUUUGAGAAGGGAAACUGUGGAGUCAGCAUCAUGAGAAGUGGAGAGGCAAUGGAACAAGGGCUGCGGGACUGCUGCCGCUCCAUCCGCAUCGGGAAGAUCCUGAUCCAGAGCGACGAGGAGACCCAGAGAGCCAAAGUCUACUAUGCCAAGUUCCCCCCAGACAUCUACAGGAGAAAAGUCCUUCUGAUGUACCCAAUACUGAGUACUGGCAAUACUGUCAUCGAGGCUGUCAAGGUUCUGGUAGAACAUGGAGUGCAGCCCAGUGUCAUCAUCCUGCUGAGCCUCUUCUCCACCCCUCACGGUGCCAAAUCCAUCAUCCAGGAGUUCCCCGAGAUCACCAUCCUCACGACAGAAGUUCAUCCUGUGGCACCAACACACUUUGGACAGAAGUACUUUGGAACAGACUGA
Molecule: messenger RNA, 544 nt
Organism: Merops nubicus (carmine bee-eater)
Lineage: Eukaryota; Metazoa; Chordata; Aves; Coraciiformes; Meropidae
Gene: UPRT
Product: uracil phosphoribosyltransferase (FUR1) homolog (S. cerevisiae)
Exons: 6
Source: RefSeq, a predicted model, not a curated record